GUGUCCGAAGAAAUAACAUUUGAUGAAAUUUACUGCAACUUUUCUCACUUAAAUUCAGCAAACAUAUUUAAUGAUUCUUUCUGCAAUGCUACGUGGGAUGGACUGUCCUGCUGGCCAGUAACUGUCGCUGGAAGCACAGCCACUAUCUCCUGCUUCCCGGAGUUCAACGGUGUCAAGUAUGAUGUAAGUGGUAAUGCCAGCAGAGAGUGUUUGAGUAAUGCUACCUGGUCGAGCUGGUCGAAUUAUCGCUCCUGUAAGCCAUUAAAGAUACCUGAAGAUGAAUAUCUGCAGGUUUUAUGGGAUAUGCGUGGAGCUGUCACAGUGUACUACGUAGGUUACGGGCUUUCUCUGAUAGCUCUAACACUAGCAUUGUGGAUUUUCAUCUAUUUCAAGGAUCUGAGAUGUUUGAGAAAUACCAUACACGCCAAUCUCAUGUUCACAUACCUGCUCUUGGAUAUCACGUGGAUACUAACAGCUAAACUACAGACCAGCCAAAACUAUGUUUCCAGUAGAAUUGCUUGCUUCUUGACCUUAUUCUUAACCUAUUUAAUGGGGACCAACUUCUUCUGGAUGUUCGUGGAAGGCCUUUACCUUUUCAUCCUUGUCGUCAAAACCUUUACAGUGGACAACAUCAAACUCUAUGUGUAUACCACCAUCGGAUGGGUGAUCCCUGCCGUCAUUGCUGCCACAUGGGCUGGAGUAAAGGGGCAUUUUGGUAGCACAAUCCAGGACGUUUUGGAACCCGAAGGAUGUCCAUGGCAAAAGAGAGAUUACUAUGACUACAUAUUUAUUUGUCCAGUCAUCUUAGUGCUCAUGGUAAACAUUAUUUUCUUAACGAAGAUCAUGUGGGUGUUGAUAACAAAGCUAAGAGCUACCAAUACUGUUGAAUCCGAACAAUACAGGAAAGCAGCCAAAGCCUUACUCGUUCUCAUACCACUUCUGGGGGUGACGUAUAUUUUAGUCAUCGCAACGCCAAGUCACAGAACAGGAGAAGUUGUUUUCACAUUCAUACAAGCUACUCUUCUGUCAAUACAGGGUUUUAUCGUAGCUGUCUUGUAUUGCUUUUUAAAUGGAGAGGUCCAGAAUUCGGUUCGAAGCCGCUUAGAACGAUGGAAAAUCCGCAGAGGCAUCAACAGCCGUCAAAGCCAAUCUUUCAGCUUCAGAUGCUCACCCCAAGAAAACUUCUACCGGAAUGUCCCUCGGGGCAGCUGCAUCAGUUUCGCCACCUCCAUGUCUUUUGUCAACCGAUCUCCCUCCGUACCUGCCAUCAACAAUUACUUGCCCCCUCCGGAUUCCCUCCCGAUGAAAGAUGACGUAGUUUAGAAGAUUCCGAGUGUACGUGAUGAUCCUCUUGUUUGAUGUUGGAACCACUUGUUAUUGAUCAUUGUAGAACCAUUGUUAAACAUCAUUUGUGCAUGUGUUUUGUUAGAACUUUAUGGGUUUUGAGAUUCUUUUCAUUGGAAGUCAAACAUGGCUGCCCACAGAAUGUGGA
Messenger RNA from Argiope bruennichi, 1492 nucleotides. RefSeq names its product diuretic hormone receptor-like. Gene Ontology annotation, cellular component: plasma membrane. Gene Ontology annotation, biological process: adenylate cyclase-modulating G protein-coupled receptor signaling pathway; cell surface receptor signaling pathway. Gene Ontology annotation, molecular function: peptide hormone binding; G protein-coupled peptide receptor activity; diuretic hormone receptor activity. The record is from RefSeq and is a predicted model, not a curated record. The annotation marks the transcript as partial. Lineage: Eukaryota; Metazoa; Arthropoda; Arachnida; Araneae; Araneidae. The transcript has 12 exons.